This is a messenger RNA of Cydia splendana, 1900 nucleotides long. RefSeq names its product myosin-2 essential light chain (gene Mlc-c). Gene Ontology annotation, cellular component: myosin II complex. The transcript is spliced from 5 exons. The record is from RefSeq and is a predicted model, not a curated record. Gene Ontology annotation, molecular function: myosin heavy chain binding; calcium ion binding. Lineage: Eukaryota; Metazoa; Arthropoda; Insecta; Lepidoptera; Tortricidae. Bases 143 to 586 code for a protein of 147 amino acids.
UAUUUGACAACCAUAGUCAAGUUUUUUUUUUAAUAUUUUUUGUUCAACUUGUUGUUGAAGCCAUAGCGGAAGUAGGUGACGAUUAGACAGUAAUCGAAACAAACGAGAAAAACAAAGUUUUAACGAUAAUUCACUAUUUAUAAUGGCCGGAUACUCUGAAGACCAGUUGGCUGAGUUCCAGGAGGCGUUCCAGCUGUUCGACUCGCGCGGCGACGGCAAGAUCCACGUGGCGCAGAUCGGCGACGCGCUGCGCGCGCUCGGCCAGAACCCCACCGAGUCCGACGUCAAGAAGUGCACCCUCCACCUGAAGCCUGAUGAGCGCAUCUCCUUUGAGGUCUUCCUGCCCAUCUACCAGGCGAUCAGCAAGGCGCGCAGCGGCGACACCGCGCACGACUUCAUCGAGGGGCUGCGGCACUUCGACAAGGACGGCAACGGCUUCAUCUCCUCCGCCGAGCUGCGCCACCUGCUCUCCACCCUAGGGGAGAAGCUGGCUGAUGACGAGGUGGAGCAGCUGCUGCAGGGGCAGGAGGACUCGCAGGGCAACGUCAACUACGAGAACUUCGUGCACCUCGUCAUGCAGGGCUGAGCGACCCGCCCCACCUUCCCCCACCCUACACAGCGGCGAGGCACAACCCAUGCCUAUACUUUAACAUAUGAUCCAACUACUUAAAGGAAUGCUAUACUCCGUGCAUUAUAAUUUGCGUUAUUUGACACAUUAUGACUGACGAUUAUAGAGAUGUAACUAACCCAAAUCGAUUGUCACAGCAAGCGAUUACGAUUGGAUGGCACCUAGACUGAGGUAUCGAUUUGUGACGUAUAAUGCAUUUUUAUUUGAGAUUUCAAUAAAGCUAGAAUUAUAUGGUUUUCCCGCAAGGUAAAUGCAAUUAAUACACCGACCGAGUAGGUCGCACCCAUCGUCAAAAUCGAAACUAACUGGGGAUCUAUUUUAAAGUUUAUUUAUGUUAUUUCUGUGUCAAAUUUGUUGUCUGUUAGGUGAUAAUAAAUAUAUCCAUAUUUACAGUUGAUUAUCCACCUUUUCCUUAUUUUUGUUAAAAGAAAAAUGAAAAAUUCAUAUCGAUUUACUUAGACGACUACCGAUUCAUAACGGUGGUGUCCGGCCAACCCUAAAUAAAAAAAAAAUGACGUAGAACGUAAACGUUCGCAGUCAUCGCAGUGCAAUUGUCUUCCUUUGUGAUUUCGAUGUGCAAGACAUUUUACGUUGUAUUGCUGUUGUGAGUGACAUGUGUCAAAUAACGCAAAUUAGAACGCACAAAGUAUAACUCAUUUAAAGACUAGAUUGAACACAGUUGUUUAUACUAUUAUACUUGUUUUCUUCAUAUUAGAAAGCUCCUCAGUCAGAAGUUUCAAAUCUGGCAUGUCGGGGUUCUGUCAUAGAAAAUUAAAAAGAAAACAAAGUACCAAAGAAAACUAGAACACAACUAGUGAGCGUCUUCAGACGCCAGGUAUAUCUAGGACUGACGGCUUUGGUAACGAUUGUCCAAAUUUCGUAUACAAUAUGCAUAUCAAUAUAAUGUGCAAAGCUAAAGAUUGAAACUUUGGCCAUAUGCUUUAAAUAUUUAAAUAUUACUACAAUGCACAUUCCUAACAUUGUUUUGAAAACAUGUGCAUUUAAAGAUACAUUUAUAAAGGGUUAAGAAUAAAGGAAAGCACCCUCUCUCGACAGCAUUUCAAGAAAAACAUAAAUUAAAAUCGAUAAUAGCUUAGAAGCCUCGCCGCUGCACCGUAGCCUAUAGACUUCAAGAUAACAUGUAAUUCCCGUGCGUUUAUUCCAAAAUAAUAUUAUUAUCAUUAUUGUAGUUAUGUUAAGAGAUUUUAUACGGUUAUUGUAUGUACAAAUGUGAUUUUAACAAAGUGUAUCUAUUAUAAGUAUGUACUUACU